AUGGACGUAAAUCGCAUACAUCUAAAAGCUGAGAAAAAAUUACGAGAAGAAUAUAAUAUUCCAGAAAUAUUUAACCAAUCAUUAAAGAAAAAACUUGGGAUUGCUAAAGAAACCACCAGGAAUGUAGCAAUUGUGGUAGACUUUUUUGAUCUGUCCAAUUCUACGAUUGCAGAAGAUAUGAGAGUGAUAAUAGACCAGUAUUAUAAUCAUAACCUUAAUAAUAAAAAGCAUCAAUUGAGAGAAUUCAAGAAAGAAUUAGUGGAGCAUUUCAGUGCCUUUACAGGUGGACAACUGGUAUUUCUGGAGUUGAAACUUAUAAUUUAUGUGAAACAGGGGCAUGUCAUCACUUUUAGAUCAAAUAUUUUGGUCCAUGGGAAUCUUUCUGUUGUUGCUGAUAUAAAUAAUGCCGAAUCAUCAACCAGCUCCGGAAUGCAAAAAAAGUUCAAGCCAGACAUCGGGUGUUCUAAAUACUCUAAGUUGGGUUCGCGAUCACCAAAAGUGAGGAAUUCAAGACGAAGCCAUCUCGAUCUUCAGCCCGCAAGAAGAGGCUUACCAGCGCAGUAUAGGAAAUAA
This is a messenger RNA of Acaulospora morrowiae, 573 nucleotides long. Lineage: Eukaryota; Fungi; Glomeromycota; Glomeromycetes; Diversisporales; Acaulosporaceae. The record is from the annotation of a GenBank genome assembly.